ACAUAUACACUAUCAGCCUUAGCCAUUUGCAGACCUUCAACAUUUUCAUGUUUGUGUAGCAGCUUAACUUUCAUGGCCUAUGCCCAAGUUCUUUCCGCCUCCAACUCCAUCUCCUACGCCUCCGUUUCCUUCAUCAAAUUUUUUUCUUUUUGACCCAUGUCAGGUUCUGCCCCAAGGAUUCCGGCAAUCCAAAGGGUUAAGCUAUUUUGUGGUGAAUUCAAGAACCAGCCAACAUAAACAGGUUCACAUUUGUGCGGAGAUGCAAAGAGAAAGUGGUUCAGUGACAAAGGACCCCACUGGGAUAAGAGUUCCCCAUGUAUUGACUGUGGCCGGCUCCGACUCAGGGGCCGGUGCCGGAAUCCAAGCUGAUCUUAAGGCUUGUGCUGCACGUGGUGUUUAUUGUUCUACAGUUAUAACAUCUGUCACUGCUCAAAACACUGUUGGUGUUCAGGGUGUUAACAUUGUGCCCGAGGAAUUUGUUGCCAAACAGUUGAAGUCUGUGCUAUCUGAUAUGCAAGUUGAUGUGGUGAAAACAGGUAUGCUACCUUCUAUUGGUAUAGUAAAGGUCCUUCAUCAGAGUCUUAAGGAUUUUCCAGUUCAAGGUUUAGUGGUUGACCCUGUAAUGGUGUCUACAAGUGGAGAUGUUUUAGCUGCUCCUUCCGUUCUUGCAGUGUUUAGAGAGCAGCUUCUUCCUAUGGCUGACAUUGUAACCCCAAAUUUGAAAGAGGCAUCAGCUUUACUUGGUGGUCCGAAACUUGAAACAGUAGGUGAUAUGCAUACUGCUGCCAAAGCAUUACAUGAUAUGGGCCCACGAAAUGUUCUCGUCAAAGGGGGUGACCUUCCUGAUUCGUUGGAUGCUAUUGAUAUUUUCUACGAUGGUAAAAACAUCUUUGAACUGCACUCCUUGCGCAUAAAGACUCGUAAUACUCAUGGCACCGGGUGCAGUUUGGCUUCAUGCAUAGCAGCUGAGCUGGCCAAAGGUUAUUCAAUGCUUCAAGCAGUUAAGGCAGCUAAACACUAUAUUGAAGCUUCCUUGGAUUAUAGCAGGGACCUUGUCAUUGGAAAUGGCCCCCAAGGCCCCUUUGAUCACUUUCUGAGGCUUAAGAGAAACAUUCACAACAAUUAUAGGGAGAAAGGAUUUGAUCCAAGUGACUUGUUCUUGUAUGCUGUUACUGAUUCAAGAAUGAAUAAAACAUGGGGCCAUUCUAUUUCAGACGCCGUUAAAGCUGCCGUAGAAGGAGGUGCUACCAUUGUUCAACUGAGGGAGAAAGACAUUGAAACACGUGAUUUUGUAGAAGCAGCCAAAUCAUGUCUCGAAAUAUGUCGCUCACACGGAGUGCCUUUUCUAAUAAAUGACCGUGUUGAUGUUGCUCUAGCUUGUGAUGCUGAUGGGGUGCAUGUUGGACAAUCUGACAUGCCUGUUUGUGUUGCUCGUGAUCUAUUAGGCCCUGAAAAAAUCAUUGGUGUAUCGUGCAAGACCCCAGAACAUGCUGAACGAGCAUGGGUUGACGGUGCUGAUUAUAUAGGAUGUGGUGGUGUAUUUCCAACUAAUACUAAGGAAAACAAUAUUACUGUUGGGUUGGAUGGGUUGAAAAAUGUUUGUAUGGCUUCUAAGCUACCUGUUGUUGCCAUUGGUGGUAUCGGGAUUUCAAAUGCACGUUCGGUGAUGGAAAUUAACGAGCCACAGUUGAAGGGGGUUGCUGUUGUUUCAGCUUUGUUCGACAGAGAAUGUGUUAUGACAGAGACUAAGAAGCUGCAUUCAUUGCUAAAGGAGGCAACGUCUGUGAAGUGAUAAUCAAAUGUUUUGUUACUGUAAAAGCAUGAUCAUUUGAUUUCAUUGAUUCUAUUCUAUUUUGUUGUCGUUUCUUGGAGGCAAUUGUUUUAUUUUAAUUUUUGUAAGCUGUUCUCAUUUAAUUAAAGAAAAGUUGAUGUUUUAAUUUACUUUUGCUAAUAAAAGAAAAAUAGAUUUAAAUAUGAGUAA
Humulus lupulus (European hop) is the source of this 1981-nucleotide messenger RNA. RefSeq names its product thiamine biosynthetic bifunctional enzyme TH1, chloroplastic. Gene Ontology annotation, molecular function: thiamine-phosphate diphosphorylase activity; hydroxymethylpyrimidine kinase activity; phosphomethylpyrimidine kinase activity. Bases 80 to 1792 code for a protein of 570 amino acids. The transcript is spliced from 10 exons. Lineage: Eukaryota; Viridiplantae; Streptophyta; Magnoliopsida; Rosales; Cannabaceae. The record is from RefSeq and is a predicted model, not a curated record. Gene Ontology annotation, biological process: thiamine biosynthetic process. Gene Ontology annotation, cellular component: chloroplast.